Molecule: messenger RNA, 10073 nt
Organism: Owenia fusiformis
Lineage: Eukaryota; Metazoa; Annelida; Polychaeta; Sabellida; Oweniidae
Source: the annotation of a GenBank genome assembly
UGCAGGUGUUUUAAAUCUGGGUUUAUCUUCAAACUUCUGACGCUGUUUGUAGUUAAAAUCAUAAUUUGAUGUAUCCUACUUAAGCACAACACUCUAUAUUCGAGGUGAGCUAAGUUUGAAACCAAAAUAAAGUCAUACUCACGAGAAAACGUUAAUUUAGUCGCAGAAAAUUUGACGUGGUUUAAUUUUCGUGGGCGCCGCCAUGACAGUAUUGCAUUGUGGGUAAUAAAGAAUGGCCAGAGCAGUAAGAAGUGCGUUUUGAGCUGAACUCACAAGACGCUAACUGACUGGGUCAAUAUAUGAUGCCCAGGAGACCAAACAUAAUACAAGAAAACACUAUGAUCACUAUGGAUUCACAAAACAAUGACAUCACAAUGGCCAAUGAUAACAUUUCCACCAAAAUUGGUGAUAUCACGAACACGGUUGUGAAUAAAUCAGAUGAUAUGGAAACUCAGGAAAUAAAUGCUAACAAUCGUAACAGCAUGAAAUCUAGUCGACGCAAACAAUCCAAACCUAUUCGGGUAUCAUUAUUGGAUGAUCCAGAAGCUGAUGCCGCUGUUUCAGCCAAUCAGGCACAAGCUAAGCCCACCAAUGGGGAUGCAGAUACAGCUGUAAGUAGUGACAAAAGUGAAAAUGAAGAGCAAGAUAUGGACACUGAUAUGAACAGCUGUACUCAAUGCCCAGAAACAUUUCCAACCAAAGAUUUACUUAACACACAUAUCGAGAGUGUUCACAUGAAAGAGAACAUAACAAAUGAGCCCGAGCCCCAGGAGCAAUUCCCCACAAAAUAUCACCAGCUUGGUAAUGAGUUUUACCAGUCUAUUAAGCCAGAAUCUCACCGUGCAGAUGAUCAGGACUCUCAAACCUUGAGUAACCCCCCAUCACCUCCAUUCCAGAGUCAGAGCCAGACAAUGGAGGGCAUGCUGGAGGGCCUACCUGUUAACUCCAAUGGUAGCGACAGUAGUGGUAAGGGCUCUCGUAUAUUUCAUCAGGAUGCCUACUGCGAGCUUUGCGACCGUGAAUUCUGCAACAAAUAUUUCCUUAAAACACACAAAGCUAAUAAGCAUGGUGUAUAUGAUGGCACAUCGAUAGGGUCAACCAGCACUACCCCAAGUUUUGUUAGCAACAGCCUGCCCUAUCCUUCAUUUGUCCCUUUGCCCCAGCCACCUGCCCCAUCACAGCUACCCCUACUGAAGCCCUCCCCAGAAAAGACGGCCCCUAAUAAGAAUCUCACUGUGGCCAGCUUGACUACUAUGACUCCCACAAGUUUGACACCAGAUAUGGAAGAUUAUUGUGACAUCUGCCAGAAACAUUUCUGCAACAAAUACUACCUCAAAAAGCAUAUGAAAGAUGUGCACAAUGUGAAUGUGGAAGAACGUAAGCGCCAGCGGGAGCAGCAAAAGGCCCAACAACAACAACAGCAGAAGUCAACUUCUCGCCCAACUACCUCACCUGCUCCUAGUGACCCUAGUCCAAAGAAUCAAGCCUUGAUCACCCCUCCACAGCCUCAACCCCAAGUCACGAAGAUACCCUCUCCUCAGCCUGAUAUUACGUCAGCCCACCAGUCACUAGAUCUCUCUUUACCACCACCAAUCCAAAGUAUGCCUAAUAUGACAUCUAUGGCUGAGAGCAUGGGUGGUGUACCCAACAUGUCUAACGUCAUGUUCAUUAACCCAUUCAUGCCCCCUAUGGCAUUCAUCCAGGCUGGUAUCCAACAACAACAAAGUAUGCUCCCUGGCCAAUAUGCCCUGGCUCCCCAGAUUGCAGCCCAGGCUAUACAAGAGGCCCAGCUUCAGGCAGUCUUAGCCCAGGCUCAGCAAGCCCAAGCCAUGGCUGCUGAGCAGCAUAAGCAAAUCCAACAAGCAGAAGAACAAGCCAAGCAAGAGAACUCAUCUGGUGAUUCUGCUUCCAUUGCGCAUAUCAAGAAUGUUGCCAAUAGUGGUGCUGAAGGUGUCCAAGUCACGCCUGAGAGACUUCGCCAUAUCAACAAGGAAGCGUUCUGUGAGCUGUGUUUCAGAGAGUUCACUAACAAGUAUUUCUUGCGUGUACACAAAGCCAACAAACAUGGUAUUUACAGUGAAGAGAAGAAGAGCAGUUAUGGUGGUGGCAAUCCCGAAUCCCCUGCCAAGGCAAGUCCAUCGAAGGAUGCUGAUAAACCAGAGGCGUCCUCCACUAAGGUCUCUGCUGAGGGUAGCAAGACAGAAAACAGUGAGACAACUGUCUGUGACAUCUGUAACAAAGAGCUGACAAAUCUCUACAGCCUCAAGGUCCACAAGAUUAACAUGCACGGUGUCAUUCACAAAGACCUCGCUGAAGAAACUGCCAACCUUGUGAAGCUUGAGCCCCUUGUUAACCAAGCCAUGACUGAUCCUCUUCUGGCUCUCCAGCAAUCUCAACAAGGGACAAUGUUCGGUAGUAUGAUGGCUGCUAAGAUUGCUGAUCGUGUCAUGUGUGAGCUCUGUAACAAGGAGGUCUGCAAUAAAUAUUUCCUGAAGACACACAAGCAGAAGGUACAUGGCAUUGACAUGUCUAAGGAAGAGGCAUCUCCAACUGGCACCACUAUGGACACCACUCUUGAAAACACAGUGACGCAGCUGAGCCAAUCAGUCAAAGAUCCUGUCAAUGUCAACAUCAAAGAAGAAGGCAUCAAAAUGGAGCUGAUGCCAAGUCAAGGCAGCCCUAAGCAACAUGAGCUAAAGAAGAUGGGAAUUGAUGUGGAGUCUUAUUGCAAGUUGUGUAAGAAGGAGUUCAGCAACAAGUAUUUCUUCAAGACCCAUCAGCUUAAUGUACAUGGCAUCAAGGUGAUGAAGUUGGAUAGACCAAGCAAUGAGGCCUCUCCUUCCACCACCCCAACCUCUCCCAUGACCCCCAACAAAUCUGAAUCUGGAUCCGAAGUGGCGUCCUGGAAGUGGAAAGAAACCCCUUCAAAUCCAUCUCGAGUCAAGUGCAAUAUCUGUAACAAAGAAGUGUGCAAUAAAUAUUUCCUACGUACCCAUAAGAUCAACAAGCACGGUAUUUACGAGGACCUGAUCUCCACCUCUCAACCCAGCAGCCCUGGUUCCGUCUCUAGCAAUAUCCAAGGUGUUGUGAACACAAAAGUAGAACAGAUCCUGAAUGCUGGUCGCACGCUUGCCCCCAAACGGACCCCCAAUGAGGACAAACUCCCCAAUGGCGGCACCCCCAUGGAAACCUCUGACCCCCCUGCCAAAGAGGCUGACGUCUGCCAACAGUAUUUCGAAGAGUACACCGAAGCUUGUAAUUUAUGUGAGCGCCGUUUUAAAAGCACAAAAUGGUUGCUUACACAUAAAUUACGUGACCACAGUGGCUUGUCGGCUGCAAUCCACAGCAAGUCUGAUGUCAACUGUAAUUCGAGCAAGGUUGAGAAAUGCAGCGAAUGCCAGAAAGAUUGCCCAAACAUGCUUGCCCUACAGAUUCAUCUGAUCCAGGAGCACCAGGCUGAGGUAAAACUUAACUCACCCACCAAAUCAUCUUAUCACCUCCUCAAGCGCAAAUACAGCCGCAGCCUCAAACAAAAACUUAUCAAUUGUUCACAGUGUGACUAUAAAACAAAAUGGCUGUCUAAUAUCUAUUCUCAUGAGCAACGCAAACAUAACAUCGGCAAGAUUCCACCAGGUUUUAAUCGAGAGCACGUCUGUCACCAUUGCUUCAAAUCGUUCCGAUAUGGUCAUUCUCUGCAACGCCACAUGGCCAGACAACAUGAUCAAAUUGAUGUUGCUAUCGCUAAAUCCAAUGCAAUAGUGAACAAGACACUGGGUAAAAUGUCCAAGAAAAAAUUCCGCUGUGUGCACUGCAGUGAAAGAUUUCCCUCUCGACAGCAAUGUAAGCUUCAUAUUCGAGAAUCACACCCGAACGCUAAAUCAGUAAAAAUCACCAAACAUGGCAAGGACAUAACAGCCAAGCCAACUAGCUUUAACUGCAACAAGUGUGACUUUUCGUCAAACAGAUACAAGAAAUUACGAGCCCAUAUUGUGGCUAAACACAAAGGUGAGGCAGUUGUUAUGAGCGGAGAAAAUGGUAAUCCUGUUAGCUACGCAAAAGUAACAGGUAACCAAGGCAACCAAGACAGCUUCAUCAUGCAGCCAUUCACGGUGAAACCUGACGGUACAGAUGGUGCUGCUAGAUUCGUCACAUCGCUAGUGUAUCUCCCCGUCAUGGAGAAAAUCACAGAAAGUCAGAAUGUCACGUUUACUCUCAAUCCCACCGAGUAAUCAGAUCACCAUGGUAACUAUAAAACGCACCACCACCUGUAACAUAUAUCACAUAUUUAUCCAUAUUUACAUUUUCAUGACAUAUUUUAUAUAUUUUAUUAACAUUUUGCAUGACUUUACUUACACUGCAAUAUACAUAUAGACAUGGACUAUUUAAUACAUUAGUAUAUGACUGCAAUAUAAAGAGAUCAGAGCCCUUGGCCUGCAUUUUAAAAUGACAUAGAUGUAUAUUACACACAUGAAAACUGUGAAUGACAUGCAGAUGCCAUAUUUAUGUAUAUUAAUACAUAUUUAAAAAACAUUUAUGUAUUCAACUUCAGCUGAACAGAAUCUCUAGUCUUUACAGAGUAAUUAAUAUAUUAGUAUCUAACUUUGUUAAUUGCUCACAAAAAGCAUUAAAAUCAUACAAAGGGAUCAUGUCAUAAACUAGUCUUUCAGAUAAUAUUAUGAGCUGAUCCCUCUUUGAAAUAGGACUUCAGAAAUGGAAGAUUCUACCUUUACAGUUGAACUAUUUACAACUGAAAUGUGCAAUGUAAAAACUAAGCAGAGGAAAAUGAGUCAGGACCUUUUCGUCUAAAUAUUUGGAAGCUAUCAGUAAAGUUUACACCAUGUGUAUGUGCCUGUGUAUGAAGACUUCUAAAACAGCCCAUCACUUGAACUUUUCAAAUUCCUGAGUAAGGCAAAUGCUGAAAGUGAAAAUUUAUAGGUUUGAAGCGUCAAAUUGGGGGUUGUUAAAAGUUCAGCCGUAGCUACAAGCUGGGUACCAAUCAUUUAUAUGUCUGUGCCAGAUUUAAACACUUACCUAUCAUCUUCCAAGAAUCUCUAUUCUCCGAAUCUCAUCUUUAGUUUUACUUGCAAUUAAGAUGCUGUUGCCAAUGAACUGUUAAAGGUUAACGAAAUUCUUCAAUUUCCAAUUUGAAAACAAGCUCAACUUAUGGCAGGCAAAAACAAUAAAUUAGCACUUUUAGAAGAAUUUUACAAUUUGACCUUUUCUCGAAAGAUAUUAAAGCCUUCUAACUGCUCUUAACAUAAGAAAAACUUAAAGUUAAAAAGGCAAAAUUACAACUUUGUUUUUAUGGCUUUUUUUGUUUCUGUUUUUAUAACCAGUUUAAGAGGGAUGUAUCUCAGAUGAUAUCAGGCACCCGCUCAUGGUUGAAAUAUGCUGAUACCAUAGUUGUAGCAAAACAUUUUUAGUUUUGAUAGUAUGUGAAAAAUGCUAAGUCAACGGUGCUGUGUAAAAUGUAUCUAUUUAGACAUACAUACACGGGCAAGUGUUCAAUAUUGUACUGCGCAUUUGCAGCGAAUUAAUAUAAGAAACUAUUCAAUUCCAGUUAAAGUAAACUCUACUUAUUUAUAUACCAACUUGUUAGUUAAAGUUGGGCACUUAUGUAUAUAGAUUAUUUUUUGUUUUUAAACUUGACUGAUUUCUUCAGUGGAUAGAGGAGUUUACUUUAGGUGGAGUUGAAAACAUAAAUAUCCCAGCGAUAUGUAGUUUAGUUGUAGUAAAAAGUGUAGUUAAUUUAUUUGUAUUAAUAUUAUUUAAUAUAUAUUACUAAAGUGUACCUGAAAGAGGCACAACAACAAGAAACAUCAACUUAAGUUAGGAGAAACUAAGAAAAGCCACCAUCGCUUGAUAUUCAUAUUAUUAUUAUAUAUUAUUAUCAUAAAUUAUACGAUUAUACAUGAUUAUUAUUCAUUCAGUCUAAGCGUCAUACAAAUCUGUACAUCAUACAAAUCUCAACACGGAACUGAAAAAACAAGUGCAACCCUCUCAAAAGAAGAUCAAUACGAGUUGAAACUCUCGAGGAUUUCAUGAGAAAUCCAAAUCUGUAGCGGUCAUUUUCUGAUAUGAUUAAGACUCAUGAACUUCAUGAAUGUUCAUACUCAGAGUUCAUUUUAUGUAAUCCUCAAGAGACACAACCGCAAUGAUCUUUUUAAGAAGAGUAGAAAUGUAGCUCAGAAUGUUGUUGACUUAUGUUGCCAUAUAUCAAUGAUAAUGCAAGUGUUUGCCAACAGUAGACAACUACCAAUCCCAAUCUUUUCAAAUAAUGCUCAAAUUUUACAUCUAAAUUAUUGAAGUCAUAUUACGAGUUUGGAUAUUACACAAUAGAUUUCGAAUUGCCUGACAUCUGCACCUGGUCAAUAAUUCUGCAAGAAACAAUCGGGAUAAUUAAUUUCAAAUGUUAAUUAGUUUAUGGCAAGUUAUCAAAUUGAUUUACUGAAAUUGAUUUUAUGUUAAUAACAUUCUUCUUGGACGUUGCUUGGCAACCAUUAGGUCUCAUUUCCUUAGCGCUCUGUGUUCUUUAUAAAUUAAAAAAUUUGAGGAGGCAUCGUGGAGAGAAGGGGAAAAAUUCUGCCAAUUUGUCUAGCAAAUUUAGCUUGUGUAGUGAUGAGUAUAUUUUACCAGUGCUAAGUAGCAACUAAUUUUAAGCUGGCUCUUUGCCUAUGUUUUCCAGUUGGGUCUAAUUGCUUGCUAAGGUGUUCAAUUUCAGCAUUCCUUAUUUGGAUAUGAACUUCCACCCUUCACCUCCCUACCAAACUUCAAUAUCUAAAUUACAAUUUUAGAAAUGUUAUGCUAGCGAUAUAUACAUACAAACAUGUUUAUUUGAUGGAAAGGUCAUGUGAUAGCACUUAAAUGCAGCUCUGCCUGUGGUACAUGUUUCAAUCUAAUUAUCAUCCAUCCGUUAUUCUAUCCAUAGUGCAUUAGCUAGUAAAAUAUUGCGUUUCAAUGAUAAUUGUUUUAUAUGGAAUGGCUCAUGGAUUUAAUUCUCCAAUAUCUUCAUAAUUAUCACAGACAAUUCCAGUGCCAGGGCUUAUAGAAGGAAUUUAAACGAGUCACAUUCAUUUUUGAUAUACGGAAAAUCCGAUCGAUUUUUUACUUGGCUUCAUAUGAAUUUUUGAGUGAUAUGAAUAUUUUUGAAACUGACAUCAGAAGGCUGCAUUGGAAUUGAGCCUCGUAUGAAUGUGACAACAACCAACUCAUGUUAAUUACAUUAAUUGUGAGUUUUCUAAUUGUAUAUCCCCAUAGAAAUGUCAUAUUGCCAAUGUAAGGUAUUCAUGUGGUUUAACGAGCUAUUCGCCUUCGACAUUCACUAAUUUGAUUAUCGCUAUUGUUUUAAAAUUCAAAUGAAAUUAGUGCUCGCUAAUGGACAAUGGUCAUGUGUUAUUCUGUAUUCCUGAGGCUGAUUGAGACAAUGUUACAAUUAGGAGAACUAUCGAGGUACACAUCAUGGCUUAGUUGAAUUGACACAUGUACCUAUUGUUGAACUGUUAUCGAAUUUAAUGAAACCCAUUAAUUCCAUUGACGUCCUCAUAACAGUCCAAUUUUAUGAAAAAUUGAUAAGUUAUGUCUCUGUUAUAUUUGUACUAAAGUAAUGGUCUAGCCUACAUCAUGUUGGGUUGGGCUUUUCAUUGUUAGUCUUCUCUGUUGUUUUUAAGCAAUGCUAUGGCAACUGAAAUUUAAUUUCCGGUUUAAACACUUUAAAUUUUUAUAUGCCUUCUUAUGUUUUGUAAUUCUUGCUCGUAAGGAAAUCAUAUAUCAUAAAUAUACAAUAUACAUACAAUACAUAGAUAUAUGUUUUAUAUACCGCCUUUAUAUGAUCUGCAAUAUAAAGUUCAAUUACAAUAUGAAAUUAAUUUCAUUGAAAUACCACAUUUAAGUAUCUGAACUAAUAAAGCCUGAACAUACGGGUUUGUUUUAAGCAACAUAAAAUAAAUCAUCUCUGUUGAAAUUGAAAUGAAAUUGAAAUAAAAAAAAUCCAUGCAUAAUGGAUGUGUCAAUAUCCUCAUGUGAUGACUAAUUGUGAAAAUGAGCAUUAUUUCGAAUAGAAAUACAAUGGAUUGCAUGUAUUUGUGUACAGCGUAAUAUCUACCAAAUUAUCAUAUUGUUUUCACAUAAAUUGAUCAAUAUGUAUUUUGUAACUGUUGAUGCAUGUUAAACUUCAUUUCAAUCAUAUUAUAUUCACUUUCAUGUAUUCUAGAAUAUGUUGUAAAAAAUCAAACUUAUUGUUUGUAGUUUUUGAACAUGACAUUAUAAAAUUGUAAUAUAAACAUUUAAGACAUCAGAGAGAUCAUUUAACAAUAUUGUGGUGUAUAUGUACAAACUAUAUAGUGAAUAUUGUCAUUUUGGAAUUUGUUUCAAUUUAAUUAUGUCACCAGGUGAAUUAAUUAAUUAAUUAGACUUCACCUGGAAUGAAUUAAAUUAUUACACCUCAAGCAAACAAAGAAAUUGGUCAGAUGUCUUGAAUGUAAGACCUGUCAUGCAAUACCUUGUUAAAACAAAGAGAAUGAACAAUAUGUUGUGCAAUGGUAGCUACCAAUCAAAAGCCUAUUAGAAUUUGCCAUAUGUUUUGUGACAUAUUUAUUACAGUGUGUUUGAGAGUGAAAGAGUUAUCCCCACGGGGGUUAAUUAAGAACAAUUAAAGUUACCCAUGAACACACCUGUCAAAUCUGAGUGUGAAAUUCAUACAUGAAAUUCAUACGUCAGCUUAUAUUUUAAAGUUGGGACAGUUUGUGAGCAAACUUAAACUUAAUUAACUCGCCAAGAUAUUUCAUGAUUAAAUUCUUUUUAAUUAUGCACAAUACAUUUGUUAUAAACGCAGUUGACCAUUUUUAAUUAAUGAUAUUUAUAAUUUAACACAUUUUGUCCUAAAAUGACAUUUGCUGACCUUCAGUGUGACAUGUGUUAAAAUGUAUAUGGAUUUUAAUUAGUGAAGUGCAAUUUCAACAUUUACAUUUUACCUGUGUAUAUUAAAGCUAUUUAAAUCAUCCAUAUGAAUGAAUGAUAAUCCAGUUGUGAUGAUUUGUCAAAUUGAAAUCAUUUUACACCUGUAUACCAUGGCUAUCAUGCUUUUUAUUGCCAAAUUCAAUGGAGAAACUAAGCAAUAUGGGAACUUUAAUGUAUAAAAACCACAUCUUAUUAUAUUAUUAAGUCAUGAUUAAAUUAACUGCAGUGUACCAAAAUGAAAAAUGACUGAAGUGUAAAAGUAGUCUCUAGCCCCCCUCCUUUUCUUUUUGCACGCCCAAUUUUAUAGAGAAAAUAGGGAGAGAGGGGGAAAUAGAUUCUUGAUGCAAGGUCAGUGUAAAAUAUUGUUUGCAUCUCUUGAAUACCUUUAUAGUUGAACGAUGAGCAAUAUUGCUAUUAUUUCAGUGUAAAAUACAGCGCAUAUGUUGGUAUAAAAUAUUUCAUCAUAUAGCAACAUCAUACAGUUAUUCAUUGUUAACAUUAAUGAAUUAUGAAUUAAUGGUUUAGCAUUGUGUUUUAUUUAAAUGCCAAAACUACAUAUGAAAUAUUUAUGUAAUAUUGUCUAAAUUGGUAUUCAAGAGAAGUUCACAUGUCAUUUUAAAUAGCUUAUUAAACUUACAAUGUUGAUUUAUAUUUUUCGAGUACUGCUAUUCAUUUUAUGAUACUUAUUUAAAAUACAUGAUUAAAACAUGAGUUCAAUGGCAUAAAUUCUACCGCAUCUAUACAGGUAGCUAAACAGCUUGGUUUUAAAAUGCAAUUAUGUGUUAUAAUAUAGCCAGUUUAUGACAACUGUUUCAACAAUUGAAAUUACUUUUUUUAAUAUGUUGAUCGAAAUUAAAUAAAUAUAUGUCAAGUUUAGCUCUAGAUCUCCAUCAAUACAAUUGAUUAUGACGUGAACUAAAUAAUCGUUGAAUCAUAUAUAUGAUUGUAUAUGCUAUUUUCUGGACGUUGAAAAUUUAAGUGUGACAAUACUAUUUUUAAUUAUAUAAAUCAAUGGAGAUAAACAUAUUGUUGGAGAAAUUCUUAAUGUUCUAUGUUGUGACCUGUUGAUUUGCAGUGAUAUCGUGUGAAUGUGUGUUAUAUAAAAUUAUAAAAAUCUA